CAGUGACGUCACACCAUGGCGUCCGCCGAGCCCGAGCGCAAGCGAAAGCCGCCGGAGAUGGAGGCGGGCGGCGAGGAUACGGCGGCAGCGGACGAGGAGGAUGAGCGCUGGGUCGGGCCGCUCCCGGGGGAAGCCGCGCAGGCGAAAAAAAGGAGAGUUCUUGAAUUCGAACACGUUUAUCUUGAAAAUCUACCAUCAGCUUCAAUGUAUGAACGCAGUUACAUGCACAGAGAUGUUAUUACACACGUAGCAUGUACAAAGACAGAUUUUAUCAUAACAGCCAGUCAUGAUGGACAUGUAAAAUUCUGGAAGAAAAUAGAAGAAGGGAUUGAGUUUGUUAAACACUUCCGAAGUCACUUGGGUGUUAUUGAGAGUAUUGCUGUUAGUUCAGAGGGGGCAUUAUUCUGUUCUGUUGGAGAUGACAAAGCGAUGAAGGUGUUUGAUGUAGUUAACUUUGACAUGAUCAACAUGCUGAAACUUGGCUACCACCCUGGCCAGUGUGAAUGGGUAUAUUGUCCUGGAGAUGCUAUAUCUUCUGUUGCAACAUCUGAGAAAAGCACGGGAAAAAUAUUCAUAUAUGAUGGACGAGGAAAUAACCAGCCACUUCAUGUUUUUGAUAAACUCCAUAUGUCCCCGCUUACUCAGAUACGCCUGAACCCUGUCUACAAAGUAGUUGUGUCUUCUGACAAGUCUGGAAUGAUCGAGUACUGGACUGGUACUCCUCAUGAAUAUAAAUUUCCCAAGAAUGUGAACUGGGAGUAUAAAACAGAUACCGAUCUAUAUGAAUUUGCUAAAUGCAAGGCUUACCCAUCCAGUAUAAGUUUUUCACCUGAUGGCAAGAAAAUGGCCACUCUUGGGUCUGACAGAAAAGUUAGAAUUUUUCGUUUUCUGACGGGAAAGCUCAUGAGAGUCUUUGAUGAAUCUCUGAGUAUGUUUACUGAACUUCAGCAGAUGAGACAACAACUGCCUGACAUGGAGUUUGGCCGGCGUAUGGCAGUUGAGCGUGAGCUGGAGAAAGUGGAUGCAGUAAGAUUAAUUAAUAUAAUUUUUGAUGAAACUGGACACUUUGUUCUCUAUGGAACUAUGUUGGGCAUUAAGGUCAUAAAUGUAGAGACUAACAGGUGUAUUCGUAUCUUGGGAAAACAAGAGAACAUCAGAAUGAUGCAACUGGCUUUGUUCCAAGGAGUAGCAAAGAAACAUCGUGCGGCAAUCACUAUAGAGAUGAAGGCAUCUGAAAAUCCUGUUCUCCAGAAUAUUCAGGCAGAUCCAACAGUAAUCUGCACAGCUUUUAAAAAGAACAGGUUUUACAUGUUUACUAAACGUGAACCAGAAGACACAAAGAGUGCAGAUUCUGACAGAGAUGUAUUUAACGAGAAACCUUCUAAAGAAGAGGUCAUGGCAGCCACUCAGGCAGAAGGUCCCAAAAGAGUGUCAGACAGUGCCAUCAUCCACACAAGCAUGGGAGAUAUUCAUAUCAAGCUUUUUCCUGUUGAGUGCCCCAAAACAGUGGAAAACUUCUGUGUGCACAGCAGGAAUGGUUACUACAAUGGACACAUAAUUCACCGUAUCAUCAAGGGUUUCAUGAUUCAGACUGGUGACCCAACUGGUACAGGAAUGGGGGGUGAAAGUAUUUGGGGAGGAGAAUUUGAAGACGAGUUUCAUUCAACUUUACGACAUGACAGACCAUACACACUCAGCAUGGCUAAUGCAGGACCAAAUACCAAUGGAUCCCAGUUUUUUAUAACAGUAGUGCCAACUCCAUGGCUCGACAACAAGCACAGUGUGUUUGGACGAGUGACUAAAGGAAUGGAAGUUGUUCAGAGAAUCUCAAAUGUCAAAGUCAAUCCCAAAACUGACAAACCCUAUGAGGAUAUUAGCAUCAUUAAUAUAACAGUGAAGUAAGGCAGGCAUUGAAGGUUCCAGCUUAAGCAGAAAAAAACUGACCAUGUAGGAUCUAGAAAGGGACCUAGGAAGAACAAACAUUUUUGAUAGUUCCUAGAUAUAGCAAAUACCAGGACAGAGCAAUCACCAGUUCUACUAUUUUUAAUGUACCUAAAGUGCCCUAAUUCUGCGUUUCUGGUAACUUGAUAUUUUAAAGUAAAAACAUGCACAUGUUUCUUAAAAAGUCUACUGUCUUUCUUGCAUCUCUUCUAUACAAAAUUAAAGAUUAAAAACCCCUCCCACAUCCCAUGAUAGUGUUUGUAACAUUUUCACGUUUAUUUAAUUAAUGUGUUUCACGGUACUGAAAUCUUUGACAAAGGAAAAGGCCAGAAAUACUGAGUUGAGUGUACUUCUCAAUCCUUUGUACAUUAAUCCUUUGUACAAAAUUAGAUUAAGUUAUGGUACUGUUGGCUAUGAAAAGCAAACAAUGUAACCUACCUCUAUUCUUUAAAAAUAAUUAUGUACACAUCUCUGUCCAAGAGCAAUGAUCAACUCUUAAAAUGCCAGUGUAUAAAUUCCUUUGCAAUUUGUUUGGUUUUUCCAGUGAUUCUUUUCUUUCAUGUUUGCUUUCUCUUUAUUUUAGCCUAGUGAGUCUUUUUUUCUGACUUGAUUUUUAGCCAACAUCCUACAAAUAUUAGUGCUUCCACUGAGAUACUUAAUUUAUUUUAAACUAUGAUCAUCAUCUGAACUAAGUUUUGCAUCAGCUGCUUCUGAUAGAGUUAUAGAACAAAAUCAAAACAUCAUUAAGGCUAAAAAAACCUGGUAAGGUCAGUAAGUCAAACAUUAACCCAGCAACACCACCAUCUUUACCAUUAAACUAUGUCCCCAGGUAUGACAUCCAUAUGUUUUUUGAACACUUCCAGGGAUGGUGACUCCACCACUUCAGUGGGUGCUCUAUUCCAAUACCCAAUCCCAUUUCAGUAAUGAAAUUUUUCCUGAUGUCCAAUGGUAAUCUGAGGCCAUUUCCUCUUGUGCUGUCAUUAGUUAGCUGGGAGAAGAGGCCAACACCCACCUGGCUACAUCUUCCUUUUAGGAAGUUUUAGAGAUUGAUAAGAUCUCACCUGAGCCUCCUUUUCUUCUCUGCUGCUUCUCACAGGACUUGUGCUCCAGACCCUUCGCCAGCACCUCAAUGUCCGUUCUGAAUUGAGAGGCCCAGAACUUGGCACAGGAUUUGAGGUGUGGCCUCACCAGUGCCCAGUACAGGGGACAAUCCCUGCCCUGCUCCUGCUGGCCACACCAUUGCUGAUCCAGGCCAGGAUGCCAUUGGCCUUCUUGGCCACCUGGGCACACCCUGGCUCACGUUCAGCUGCUGUCACCAGCACCCCCAGGUCCUUUGCAGCCACCCUGCCCCAGCCUGUGGAGCUGCCUGGGGUUGUUGUGACCCAAGGGCAGCACCCAGCACUGGGCCUUGUUGAACCUCACACCGUUGGCCUCAGCCCAUGAUCCAGCCUGCCCAGAUCCCUCUGCAGAGCCUUCCUGCCCUCCAGCAGAUCAGCACUCCCACCCAGCUUGGUGUCAUGCAUGAACUUAACUGAAGGUGGACCUGAUCAGCAAUUACCCAGUGGUAUUACACAGUGCUGGUUCCAGUACUGAGCUCCAGGUACCACUACCUGUGAGCGGCCACCAGCUGGAGGUAACUCCGUACACCACCACUCAGGGCCCAGCCAUCCAGACAAUUUUUAACCCAGCAACUGUGCACCUGUCCGAGCCACGAGCAGCCAGUAUCUCCAGGGGAAUGCAGUGCGUGACAGUGUCAAAGGCUUUAGUAAAGUCCAAGCAGACAACAUCCACAGGCUUUUUUCAUCCACUGUGUGUCACACUGCCAUAGAAAGGGAUCAGGUUUGUCAAGCAAGAUCUGCAUUUAGCAAAACCAUGCUGGCUGGGUCCCAAAACCCUGCCUGUUUUACACACAAUGGCACUCAGGAUGAGCUGCUCCAUGAUCUUUGGCAUCAAGGUUAGGCUGACCUAUAGUUCCCUAGAUUCAUCUUCUGACCUUUCUUGUAGAUAGGUGUUAGAAUUGCCAAUUUGUAGUCACCUCCCCCAUCAGCCAGGACUGUUGGUAAAUGAAGUGUCUUCUUGGUGCCUUAAAAUGAUUUAAAGCUCUUCCAAUCAGUUUCAUCAGUAACCUUGGUGGAUCCCAUCUGGUCCCACAGACUUGCAGCUGAGUGGUCUAGCAAGUACUAGCCCUUUCUUCCUGAAUUAUGACCGCUUCAUUUUGCUCCUCAUCCCUGGCUUGCACUUCAGGGGACUUGAUACUCUUAGGAUAACUGGUCUUACUGUUAAAAACUGAGACAAAGAAAGCAUGAAGUACUUCAGCUUUUACUUUUUCCUUUGUCACUGUUCCCCUCUGCAUGCAAUAAAGGAUGGAAAUUCUCACUGGCCAUUUUGUUGCUGAUGUAUUUGCAGAAACAUUUUUUGUUGUCUUUUUCACCAGUAUACAGAGCAAGUUCUAGCUGGGCUUUGGCCCUUCUGAUUUUCUCCCUGCAUAACCUCAUAGCAUCCUUGUAGUCCUGCUGAGUGGCUGUCCUAGAUUGCAAGGCAAGAUGUAUUCUAUCUGCCAUCUGUUAGAGGUGUGGCACUUAUCUUCUGUUAAUUGGGCAGUUUUCUUUCUCUCUUCCACAAACCAAUCCUCCCCUCCCCAGGAUUGCUGUUAAUGGCCUAUUGAAUGUUACUGCAUGACUGAUAAAAGUUACAGCAUCCCACUGUAAAAUGCACCACCCAGAGGCAGGAGACAAGCAUUCCUAAUUGGAUAUAAUCUGAGUUUUUGUAAUACUAGACUCAGCCUUUCCACUAGAUUCCCAGAGGAACAGCUGGGUCUUUCGACUGAACCUUCAGAAGAAGACUACACCCUUCUACAGGAUCACUGCUCCAACAGAACCACAUCUGCCACUCCAGGAGUACUGCAGCCAUUCCAAUUUAGACUGCUACCAACACCGUGACCAAAAGGGUGUCAGGUUGAAUUCCGACUCUGUCAGUGGUUUUUCUUUUUGAAUUAUUGACUGUAUUUUGUUUUUUUUCUUUUUCUCUUUUCCUAAUAAAUUGUAUUUCUGACUUAA
Messenger RNA from Vidua chalybeata, 4997 nucleotides. RefSeq names its product peptidylprolyl isomerase domain and WD repeat containing 1 (gene PPWD1). NCBI's taxonomy places the organism in Eukaryota, Metazoa, Chordata, Aves, Passeriformes, Viduidae. Gene Ontology annotation, biological process: protein peptidyl-prolyl isomerization. Bases 16 to 1902 code for a protein of 628 amino acids. Gene Ontology annotation, molecular function: peptidyl-prolyl cis-trans isomerase activity; protein binding. The transcript is spliced from 11 exons. The record is from RefSeq and is a predicted model, not a curated record.